This is a messenger RNA of Puccinia graminis f. sp. tritici CRL 75-36-700-3, 1593 nucleotides long. RefSeq lists its product as uncharacterized. Gene Ontology annotation, biological process: glycerophospholipid catabolic process. The transcript has 14 exons. The record is from RefSeq and is a predicted model, not a curated record. Gene Ontology annotation, molecular function: A2-type glycerophospholipase activity. NCBI's taxonomy places the organism in Eukaryota, Fungi, Basidiomycota, Pucciniomycetes, Pucciniales, Pucciniaceae. Bases 1 to 1593 code for a protein of 530 amino acids. Gene Ontology annotation, cellular component: cytosol.
AUGCGCCUUCUUAACACUCAUUUAACACUAAAAAUUCUACUAUGGGGACACACUCUCUUCGGCUAUUGCAAAGAAUCGCAGGCAGCUGACUCUAGUCGGGCAACCACACCGCUUCCCACACCUAAAAGCUAUGCUCCUGAAAAAAUCUCUUGUCCUGCAAGCCUGUCCGUGUCAAUCUCCUCAACAUACCCAUGGCCCACAAGCUCGGCUGAGCAAGCUUAUAUCUCGUCCAAGACUACCAAAUCCCUCAAAACAUGGGAAGAUUAUUUAUGCAGGGUGAAUCUGACCGGCUUCGACGUGAAAGAAUUUUUGAAAAAUUCGACACGCGAUGGCCAAGUUGCUGGUCGAAAUCUACCCAACAUAGCGUUCAGUCUAUCGGGAGGCGGAAAUCGAGCACUCCUAUAUGCCGCCUCGAUCAUGGAUGCUUUCGAUUCCAGAAAUCCUCAAGCCAACGAAGCCCGUACCGGCGGUGUACUCCAACUGGCCAAUUUCGCCUCAGGCUUGUCUGCCUCUUCCUGGCUUCUUGCAAGUUGGGGGAAAGCUAACUUCAUUAGAUUCCCUGAGCUGGCAGAUAAUGCGUGGCAUUCGGCAUUUACACACGGCUACUUCAGUUGGAAACGUAUGAAGCAUUACCCUCACCACUAUCGUGAUCUCAGGAAGAAGAAAAAGGCCGGUUUCCACGUCAGUGUAGUUGAUAUCUGGGGAAGGAUACUAUCAAAAAAUCUCUUAAAUGACCCAGACGUCGGAAGAACGUUGACACUAUCAUCGCUGCGAUCUAAAUCUGAAUAUGUUGAGCAAUCCGUUCCCUUUCCGAUCCUUGUGACAACCUCAAGAAAACAAGAAGGCGCCGAUCUUGAUUUGGACAGCCCAAUAUACGAAUUCACGCCGGAAGAUAUCAAUGUGUGGCAUCCGACCUUGAAUGCGACCUUUCCAAUCGAAUAUCUUGGUUCAAAGGCGGGCGCGGUCACCAAUAAAGCAACAGAGUGUGUCACUGGUUUCGAUAACCUUGGAUUCUUGAUGGGGGCUUCCAGCAACAUUUUUAGUUAUCAGGAUGGGAAAAAAAUAAGUAAAUCGAUGUUGGCUGGCCUGGCGAGUAUGUUUGUGAAAGGCAGAUUCUAUGAGGCUUUGGUACCCAACCCGUUCAUGGGUCAAGGCAUGGGUCCUGCGCCUGGAACUGGUUAUCCCGAUGGAGAAAGGGACGAACUUCUCCUGGCCGAUGGGGCGAUGGCCCAAGAGUCAAUGCCUUUGUUCCCACUUCUGCAACCUUCCAGAAUGGUGGAUGUCAUACUGGCUGUGGACUCAUCAGUCGAUGGAAGAGCGUUUGACAAUCCGAACCAGAAAGGAUAUCCCAACGGCACAUCGUUGUACCGCACUAGCAUGAAGCUACAGCAGGAGGGCUAUCGAGGCUUCAAGUUUCCAGAAGUUCCAGAAACAUACAAACAUACGACCUUCACUGAUCGGGGCUAUCACAGACGGCCAACUUUCUUCGGAUGUGACAAAGACGUUCCCCUGGUGGUUUAUAUUCCCAAUCACUUCGUGACAAAAGAUACCAGCCAGUCCACCAUGCAAGCAGUUUAUAAAGUAUUGCGCUAG